UAUCAUCUUGCUGGCAGUAGAACAUUUUCAGUAGAGUGAGUGGAAAGGUGCAGAGGGAUCGAGAUCAAGGCAAGAUAAUCAAAAUGGAGUGGAAACCUAUGGAAAUUAACCCUGAGAUGCUGAACAAAGUGCUGUCCAAGCUGGGUGUUUCUGGAAGCUGGCGUUUUGUCGACGUUUUGGGCUUUGAAGACGAAUCUCUCUCUUCUGUGCCAACUCCAUCCUGCGCUGUCAUGCUGCUGUUUCCUCUCACUCCACAGCAUGAUGCCUUCAGAGUCAAGCAGGCUGAAGAGUUGACAGGAAAACAAGAGGAGAGCAAGAAGGUUUACUUUGUGAAGCAGACGAUUGUAAAUUCCUGUGGUACGAUUGGCCUUCUCCAUGCUGCUGCUAACAACAUGAGCAAGCUGGAAUUUGAGAGUGGCUCUGCACUGAAGAAGUUCCUUGACGAUACAGCUGCUCUGUCUGCAGAUGAGAGAGCAAAGCAUCUUGAGGAGAACCAGGACAUACGUGCUACCCAUGACGAAGUUGCAGCAGAAGGACAGUGUCGGGUAGAGGAAGAUAAUGUGAACUUCCACUUUAUUACAUUCACCAAUGUUGAUGGACAGCUCUAUGAAUUGGAUGGCAGAAUGGAAUUCCCUGUGAAGCAUGGAGCUACAAAAGAUGAGUCCUUUAUAAUGGAUGCUGCAAAAAUCUGCAGACAGUUCAUGGAACGUGAGAAAGGAGAAGUUCGCUUUUCUGCCGUGGCCUUGUGCAAAGCUUAAGAGCAACAUGGGAUGGGGGGGUGACUACUUUCACCGAAAUCUGUAGCCCAUCGAUCCAAGCUUACAGGCGCUUUCUGUGUAGUGUGGUUUCCUGCAAAGCUGGGGGUUGUUGCACUCUGUAUUGGGAGUACUUGCAAAAUCUGACUUUUUCCUGACCAGUUUAAUUUCUACUUGGAGUUAAACUUUUUUUUUUUGGGAAGGCUGUGAUGUUUUAAAACAAGGACCAAGGGCUUUUCUGCAAAAAUUGGGCUGUUUAUUGUGUUUUUUUUUAAAUAAGCAUUCCCAUUUUGAUGUGUAGUUGAAGAUGACAGGGUGGUUACAGCUGCUUUGGAGGGUGUUUGGUGUAACUCUGUUGCAUGUCAUGGUAUCCAGCACUUUGUUCAUGUUUUCUGCAGUGCACUGGCACAUGAGGUUUCUUUGGAUAACUUAAGAACUUGUAUACUUUGUUUAGCGCUAAGCUGUUUGGAAAAUAAAUGACUUAGUGUACCUUA
Polyodon spathula (Mississippi paddlefish) is the source of this 1249-nucleotide messenger RNA. Its product is annotated as ubiquitin carboxyl-terminal hydrolase isozyme L1-like. Bases 84 to 758 code for a protein of 224 amino acids. Gene Ontology annotation, molecular function: cysteine-type deubiquitinase activity. Lineage: Eukaryota; Metazoa; Chordata; Actinopteri; Acipenseriformes; Polyodontidae. The record is from RefSeq and is a predicted model, not a curated record. The transcript is spliced from 9 exons. Gene Ontology annotation, cellular component: cytoplasm. Gene Ontology annotation, biological process: protein deubiquitination; ubiquitin-dependent protein catabolic process.